Molecule: messenger RNA, 1314 nt
Organism: Acanthosepion pharaonis
Lineage: Eukaryota; Metazoa; Mollusca; Cephalopoda; Sepiida; Sepiidae
Source: the annotation of a GenBank genome assembly
AUGGAAAGAAGCGGUUGGUUGGCCGUGCAAUAUCAAAUAUUCUGUGAUUUGACAGUAGCUGUUGUGUCCAAUUCUGUUUCUCUGCCUUUCUCUCUGUCCAUUUUGGUUUCUUUGCCUUUCUCUCUGUCCCCUUCUCUCUCUCCUUUUUUUCUCUGUCCACUUUUCUUUCUCUCUCUCUCUCUGCCCACUUUUCUUUCUCUCUCUCUCUGCCCACUUUUCUUUCUCUCUCUCUCUGCCCACUUUUCUUUCUCUCUCUCUGCCCACUUUUCUUUCUCUCUCUCUGCCCACUUUUCUUUCUUUCUCUCUCUCUGCCCACUUUUCUUUCUUUCUCUCUGCCCACUUUUCUUUCUUUCUCUCUGCUCACUUUUCUUUCUCUCUCUCUCUGCCCACUUUUCUUUCUCUCUCUCUCUGCCCACUUUUCUUUCUCUCUCUCUCUGCCCACUUUUCUUUCUCUCUCUCUCUGCCCACUUUUCUUUCUCUCUCUCUCUGCCCACUUUUUUCUCUCUCUCUGCCCACUUUUUCUCUUCUCUCUCUCUCUGCCCACUUUUCUUUCUCUCUCUCUCUCUCUGCCCACUUUUCUUUCUCUCUCUCUCUGCCCAGUUUUUUCUCUCUCUCUGCCCAGUUUUUUCUCUCUCUCUGCCCAGUUUUUUCUCUCUCUCUCUGUCCAGUUUUUUCUCUCUCUCUCUGCCCAGUUUUUUCUCUCUCUCUCUGCCCAGUUUUUUCUCUCUCUCUCUCUCUGCCCAGUUUUUUUUUCUCUCUCUCUCUGCCCAGUUUUUUUCUCUCUCUCUCUCUGCCCAGUUUUUUUUUUCUCUCUCUGCCCACUUUUUUUUUCUCUCUCUGCCCACUUUUUUUUCUCUCUCUCUGCCCACUUUUUUUUCUCUCUCUGCCCACUUUUCUUUUCUCUCUCUCUGCCCACUUUUCUUUCUCUCUCUCUGCCCACUUUUCUUUCUCUCUCUCUCUGCCCACUUUUCUUUCUCUCUCUCUCUGCCCACUUUUUUUUUCUCUCUUUCUCUGCCCAGUUUUUUUUUCUCUCUCUCUCUGCCCAGUUUUUUUUCUCUCUCUCUGUCCAGUCCUCUCUCUUUAUCUCUGCCCACUCCUCUCUCUCUAUCUCUGCCCACUCCUCUCUCUCUAUCUCUGCCCACUCCUCUCUCUCUCUGCCUGCCCAGUUUUCUCUUUCUAUCUCUGCCCGCCCACUUCUUUCUCUCUGCCCUGCCCGCCCAGUUUUCUCUUUCUAUCUCUGCCCGCCCACUUCUCUCUCUCUCUGCCUGCCCACUUCUCUCUCUCUCUCUCUCACACUUUCUCAUGGUAUUUUAA